UGCUAGCACACAUGUUGGCUUGCGCGGCAAUCGGAUCAUUUCUCGCUGGCCUUAAAUGGACUCCGUCGAAGCUGAUUCGGAGUAGGCAGCAGUUCCUUACGGCUGUUCUCCUUUCGGCUGUCUUUUGCAUGGCUGUGGUCCUCGGCAACGUUUCCUUGGCCUUCAUCCCAGUUUCUUUUACCCAAGCCAUAGGUAUUCGACAUCAGUCUAUCGUGGGCGCCUGACACGUAACCUGACUUCUGCCUCCCAAGGCUCGACAACACCAUUCUUCACAGCCAUCCUGGCCUUCGUUAUGCAGGGCCAGCGUGAAGCACCUUUCACAUACGCUGCUCUCAUUCCGAUUAUGUUGGGCGUCAUUGUUGCUAGCGGCGUCCAUACUCAUGACCGACCCCGCCGAGAAAUUGGAUCCCAUGAGCCUGCUGCUCUACAUGAGCUGCACCAGUAUAAUAUUCCUGCUGCCCUUGACUUUGACGUUGGAACCGAACUCAUUUCGGGAGGCAGCUGCGCUCGCGGCCAGCUCACCUAGCUUCCUGUACUGGCUGGUUGCCAACAGCUGCCUAGCGUACUUGGUUAGCUUGACCAACUUUCUGGUCACCAGGUACACCAGCGCACUUACGCUGCAGGUAUGCGUAUACUGCAGGGCAACAUUGCUUUUCAACGGUGCUGCAGCCUGUCCGGCUCCUUUUCCCUCCUGAUGCUGGUUAUGUUGCCGUCUAACCUGGCACACUGCUGCACACCGCAGGUGCUAUGUAACGCCAAAGGGGUUGUGGCGGCAGCGGUGUCUGUGUCCAUUUUUCACAACGUUGUCACGGCGCAAGGAUGCAUCGGAUACGGUGUCACCGUUGCUGGUGUCUUCAGAAUGCAAGCGUUAUAAUGCAGCUGCUACGGCGACUGCUGGGCGUGCCGCUGGAGACGAUGAGGCAAAGGAUUUGACCGACCGGGAGCCGCUGCUCACUUCGGAGUUUGUCCACACGGGGGACAUGCAGGUUCACAAUUGUUCAAGCAAAGCACCCCCCAACUUCAAGGGCCUAGAGGGGGUUGCUAUGUAGGGUUUGUCCGCUGUGACGUUUUGGGAGUAGCUCGCAAGCCGUUUGCAACGUUCCGGCAGUGGACCAGCCUACAGAGCUAUGUACGGCGGGCGUUUGUGUUUUGACACGCGGAUUGGAGGGUCGGCAGUAACACGCCCAUACAUAUAUAUACGCACUUAUAACCCGGGAGGCCCCUCGGGCACUGGUUAUUGGCCCAAAAUAUAGUCCGUAUUGUGGGAGGCAGUUGUUUGACACUACGUGGACCUCGCCGGUCCACUAGUCGCGCGUAGGUGUCAAUAUGCGGUUGGCGGUUAGUCAGCGUAUCUUU
Chlamydomonas reinhardtii is the source of this 1356-nucleotide messenger RNA. RefSeq lists its product as uncharacterized. NCBI's taxonomy places the organism in Eukaryota, Viridiplantae, Chlorophyta, Chlorophyceae, Chlamydomonadales, Chlamydomonadaceae. The record is from RefSeq and is a predicted model, not a curated record. The transcript has 2 exons. The coding region runs from base 293 to 526 and encodes 77 amino acids.